AUGAUAUAAGAGGAUUAAUAAAUCUGUUUUAAAAGAGGGUGCGAAUAGUGUAUAUUAAGUAAAUGUCUCAUUUUUAUAAUAAUUAGAUGAUGAUCCUUGUGAUGAUAUUUAAGAAAAUAAUUCUUAGUAUCUAGUGUAAUAAGAAAAGGUUGAUGAUAGUAAUUUGAUUCAACCAUGCUUUUGUAAUUUAAUUAUGCAUAGAGAAUGUAUUAAAAGAAAAAUAAUAAAAUAAAGAAGUCCUAAAUGUUUUACUUGUUCAGCUACUUAUUAAGCAAGAGAAACUAAUUCAAUUUAUGCUCAAUCAUUUAAAAAAUACAGGAUGAAUAAAAUUAUUAUGAAAGCAUUAGUUAAUAUUUUUGGAACAGUUAUAAUUGCUUUAGCAUUGCUUUAUUUAAUCUAAAUAGAAACAUAUUAAUUAUAUGAUUAUAUUUUAUAAAUGAUAACUGUUGUAUUUGGUUGCAUUAGUUGCUUGUUGAUGAUAGUGUACAUAUUUUUAAUUGUAUUUAACGUCUUUAUAUUAGAUUGCCAAUGGCAUUAUACGUUCCAAAAUUUUAGACAUAGAAAUAUUGUGUUAUCAAAAUGAAACUAAAUUUCAUACAGAUAAAUAAGUUGUGGAAAGAUUUCUAGAAAGACUUAAAUUAAGUGGAAUUAAUGUAUGA
Molecule: messenger RNA, 659 nt
Organism: Paramecium pentaurelia
Lineage: Eukaryota; Ciliophora; Oligohymenophorea; Peniculida; Parameciidae
Source: the annotation of a GenBank genome assembly